Molecule: messenger RNA, 393 nt
Organism: Echinostoma caproni
Lineage: Eukaryota; Metazoa; Platyhelminthes; Trematoda; Plagiorchiida; Echinostomatidae
Source: the annotation of a GenBank genome assembly
AUGCAUUCGAUACCGAAAGCUCUUUUCGGGUUUGUUCUCCUCAUUCUAUGCUUGCAUGUAUCAUCCGACGAGUCGAUCAGUCCGGAGCCACAGGAGUCUAAAGGUAACCCGGACACAAAGUUGGAUAAAACAGACGAGGAUGAGGAGGAACAAGAUGAAGAUGAUGAUGUGCUAGACAAUAUUCAACAACUGGGGAUGUUUGCGCUGGAGCAACUGAAAUCACUCGGUGAAGCCUACAUGAAAGGGGAUCAAUCAAAGGGUCUCAAACAAACCGUGGCGGAGGGAGCCAAAUUUCUGCGGGGUCUACUUGAUAUCGAGGCUGAGGCCACCAUAGCCCAGGCUCGAUUGGACCACUACCUGCAUCUGCUGCGGUUGCAUAUGGAUCUUGUUUGA